AUGAAAUCCGUGACUGCAUUCGCCACUUUGCUCGCUCUGCUGCCUAACGCUCUCGGCCAAUUGACCAUCAAUACUCCUACGAGCAUCGUUCAAUGCGAGCCUGUUCAGAUCACCUGGCAGGAAGGUACCUCCCCGUUCUCUGUUGAAGUCAUCCCUGGCGGUCAGCCCACCGAUAGUCCGAUCAUCGAGUUUCCAGCGACCACCGAUCACUCGCUCACUUGGGACGUGAAUGUUUCUGCCGGAACGUUCAUUUCGCUCAAAGUUGAGGAUGCGGCCGGUACGACUGCUUUCUCGUCUGCGGUCACAGUCGGUACCAGCGAUGACAUUAGCUGCAUCAAUUAG
Messenger RNA from Stereum hirsutum FP-91666 SS1, 342 nucleotides. RefSeq lists its product as uncharacterized. Bases 1 to 342 code for a protein of 113 amino acids. The transcript has 7 exons. The record is from RefSeq and is a predicted model, not a curated record. NCBI's taxonomy places the organism in Eukaryota, Fungi, Basidiomycota, Agaricomycetes, Russulales, Stereaceae.